Contarinia nasturtii (swede midge) is the source of this 1115-nucleotide messenger RNA. Its product is annotated as 3-oxoacyl-[acyl-carrier-protein] reductase FabG-like. The transcript is spliced from 5 exons. Gene Ontology annotation, molecular function: oxidoreductase activity. Lineage: Eukaryota; Metazoa; Arthropoda; Insecta; Diptera; Cecidomyiidae. Bases 136 to 897 code for a protein of 253 amino acids. The record is from RefSeq and is a predicted model, not a curated record.
UCCGUAUCACAAUUGUCUUAUCACAUUAUUAUUUUGUUUUUUCUUCUCCAAGUUUCGAAAGAAUUUUUCAUUCGAUUCAUUCAUCAUAGAUUGUGAUUUGCUAAAUUUCAUUUCAAAAAAUUUAUUACUUGUGAGAUGAGUUUUCUAGGGAAAAUCGUGUUAAUCAGUGGAUCGUCAUCAGGUAUCGGUGCUGCGACUGCAUUUCGUUUAUCGAAACAAGGAGCAACUUUGGUUUUAUCCGGUCGUAAUUUGGAGAAUUUAAAGGCCGUUGCAAAAGAUGUUGGUGCAGACAAAGCGUUUAUUGUUCCCGGUGAUUUGACACAAGAAGCGGAUACUGAAAACCUUUUGAAAAAAGCGAUUGAUAAAUAUGGCAAGCUUGACGUUCUAAUCAAUAAUGCUGGUAUUUUAGAGACGGGUUCCAUUGAAACUACAUCACUUCAGCAAUUUGAUCGAGUCAUGAAUAGCAACAUACGUUCAAUUUAUCAUUUAACCAUGUUGGCAGUUCCGUGGCUUAUCAAAAGUCAAGGAAAUAUAGUAAAUGUAUCGAGCGUAAAUGGUAUACGAUCUUUUCCUGGCGUACUUGCAUAUAACAUUUCAAAAAGUGCUGUCGAUCAGUUCACACGAUGUGUGGCUCUUGAGCUUGCCACAAAAAACGUACGUUGCAACAGUGUUUGUCCAGGAGUUACGAUCACAAAUUUACACAAACGGGGAGGAAUGAACGAUGAAGCGUACGCCAAGUUUUUGGAGCAUUCCAAAACAACACAUGCAUUAGGACGGGCUGGUCUAGCCGAUGAAAUUGCCGAUGCCAUUGUAUUUUUGGCAAGUGAAAAUGCUUCAUUUAUUACCGGAAUCAAUUUACCAGUGGACGGUGGACGCCAUGCUAUGUGUCCAAGAUAAGUUUACAAGAAAAAUGUUUACACGAGCAACAAAAAUUGACAUGAUUUUCAGGGAUGUUACGUCGUACCUUUUUGACAUGUCGAAAACCUAUGGUAGACUACAUGAGCAAAAUCAAGUGGUCUACAUCAAUUUGUCGAAAACAAAAAAAACAGCAAUUAAACAAAUAAAUGUAAACAAACAUGGAUUUUAAAUAGAAAAAUACAAAAAAUUUGGAUUUA